Molecule: messenger RNA, 1794 nt
Organism: Syngnathus acus (greater pipefish)
Lineage: Eukaryota; Metazoa; Chordata; Actinopteri; Syngnathiformes; Syngnathidae
Product: CREB-regulated transcription coactivator 1-like
Exons: 14
Coding region: 64-1692 (542 amino acids)
Biological process (GO): protein homotetramerization; positive regulation of transcription by RNA polymerase II
Cellular component (GO): nucleus; cytoplasm
Molecular function (GO): cAMP response element binding protein binding
Source: RefSeq, a predicted model, not a curated record
CUCAGUGUGACUUGCCAUUGACACUGAGCGUUGACAGAAAGCGGAGCAGAAGAGCAUCAAAACAUGGCGACUCAAAACAAUCCGCGGAAAUUCAGCGAGAAGAUUGCUUUGCAUAACCAGAAGCAGGCACAAGACACGGCGGCGUUCGAAGAAGUGAUGAAAGACCUCAGCAUUAAUCGGGCUGCCAGGUUGAAGUUGCAGACGACUCAGUAUUUGCAGUUGGGACCUAACCAUGGGCAGUACUAUGGAGGAUCGUUGCCGAACGUAAACCAGAUUGGAAGCAGCACUGCUGACUUUUCUUUCCAGAAUUCUGGGAUGGAUGCAAACAGCUCAUCGCGACACCACGGGCUGGUGGACAGAGUCUACCGCAACCGAAUCACAUCACCCCAUCGGAACCCUCUCACUGUCGACAAACAUGGACGCCAGAUUGACAGCUGUCCGUACAGCUCGGUAUAUUUGUCACCGCCACCUGACAUCAGCUGGAGGAGGACAAACUCUGACUCAGCGCUUCACCAGAGCACAUUAGCUCCCGGCCAGCAAGCCUCCUUCAUGGGUGGGUUCCAAGAGCUCCAGCCCAAGCAAGGAUUUCAAAUUGUCAAACAGGAGGUUGAAGAAGAAAUGCCCAAAGAGAACUGGGACUGCAAAAAGGAUGUUUCUAGAUCCAAAUCAUAUGAAGUCCCUGGAAUCCACAUAAUUCCAUCACCGGAGCAGCAUCUCAAACCAGUUGCUCACAGCACUGGCGGUUCUCUGCCUGACCUAUCAAACAUUAAGUUCCCUCCUCCGCUAUCCACCCCGCUGGACUCAGAUGAUGCUUCGGCCGUCUCAUUGAGUUCUUCCAGCAACGGCGCGCACAUGCUGGAUAAAAUACAAGGAUUGAACGCCUCUCAGCCCGCAGUAACCAUGGAGACGCAGUCUGGGCAGGACAACAUGGAUCCUCUUAUUCUUAACACGAGAGACCUUCACCAGCAGCAGAACUUGCAGCACUCGCCAACAUCAGUACCGCUCCCACUCUCUCAGGUUGCAAUCAAUGCCAUGAACCUUGAACAGCAGUUAUCCCAGUAUGCCUUCUUCAAUCAGCCUCCGCCAUCCCAAACACACCAGAACCAGCCUGCCUGCCCACUCCAACAAUACCGCAGUAGGGUGGGAUCCUCUGCCAAUCAAUCUCCAACCUCCCCCAUCUCCAACCAUAGCUUCUCACCUGGAACUUCGCCUCAACAGCAGCAGCAUAACUCCAUCCUGGGCAGUGUCUUUGCAGACUUUUAUGACCAGCAGCUUCUGUCCAUUCAGGCCAGUGCUCUCUCUCAACAGCUGGAGCAGUUCAACAUGAUGGAAACACCCAACAGCUGUGGUAGCUUCAACAACCAGACCGCCACACUCAACCACUCCCAGGCCUUGAUGGGCUUGUCCGGUGGCCACUGUAACCUCACGGACUCUCAGCAGCUUGGCUACAGUAGUCACGGCAACAUCCCCAACAUCAUUCUCACAGUGAGUGGCGAGUCUCCUCCCAGCCUGCCUAAUGACCUGGGUGACUCCCUGUCAAGCGAUGUCAGCUUCGACGUCGACGACCAUUUCCCACUGGAUGACCUAAAAAUCGACCCACUGACACUUGAUGGCCUGCACAUGCUCAAUGACCCGGACAUGUUGCUCACUGACCCGGCCACAGAGGAUGCCUUUCGACUGGAUCGCCUCUGAGUGGAUCACAACUUGCCCGAUGGACUUCUAUAAGAAAGCUUUUUAAAGAGAGAGGCCAGCUUCGCUUCUUCUGAACUAGAAAAAAGGGCAACAUCCUUAAAA